Messenger RNA from Botrytis fragariae, 327 nucleotides. RefSeq names its product putative cytochrome c oxidase copper. Lineage: Eukaryota; Fungi; Ascomycota; Leotiomycetes; Helotiales; Sclerotiniaceae. Gene Ontology annotation, biological process: mitochondrial respiratory chain complex IV assembly. Gene Ontology annotation, cellular component: mitochondrial intermembrane space. The transcript has 2 exons. Gene Ontology annotation, molecular function: copper chaperone activity; copper ion binding. The record is from RefSeq and is a predicted model, not a curated record. The coding region runs from base 1 to 327 and encodes 108 amino acids.
AUGUCAACAUCUGCAAUCAACAUGCGUAUGUCUCUCUCUCUACUUCAAAGUUCCUUGCCCCAUCCAUUUCGAGUGAGCAAGUUAUUGAUUUUGAAACUAGCUACAUCGUCCACCAGCGCAAAUAUGGGCGUAGAUCUUAAACCAACUGGAGAAGCUUCUGCAAAGCCCAAGUUUCUGGAAAAGCCGUGCUGCGUAUGUAAAGAUGAGAAAGCUGCUCGAGACGAAUGUAUGCUAUUUAGCACGGCCAAGGAUCCGCAAGUAGCUUGCGCAAGUAUGGUGGAAAAAUAUAAGAGUUGUAUGGCUGGUUUUGGGUUCAAUUUGCCAUGA